AUGUCGGUUGGUGUGCCGGAUCCCACCGCACGUGAGAAGGGUCGUGAAAAAUGUGAUUUCCCGGUGCACAUAAACGAACUGUGUCGUGGCAUCGAGCAGGAGAUUCGCUCCCACCGGCAAGAGUACGAGCGUGUCCGGGCGUCCCUGCAGCAACAGCUCGAACCCGAGCGAGGCAGCCCAAUUCUUGGCGCACCUGUAAGACCCAUCCAGGAGGAGUUUUCCGAGCCGGAUUACAAACGAGUCAGCGACGAGGUGAUCCGGAACCAGCAGAAUCAAAUUCACCUGGUCAAGGAGGAAAAGGAAACGUUCGAGAAGCUGUGGCAAAGCUCGCAACGCACCAUCCGUAUUCUGGAGCUCGAAAUCCACCAGUACAGGCGGCAACUGAAACAGCCUAAAAGUAUACUAGAAGAGCAGCAGCGCUACACGGCCGCACUGCAGCUGCUCGAGCAGAAUCUGGCCGGCGUUCGCGCGGCUCUGGACGGGAAAACGGCAGAAAAUCAGCGCCUCCAGCAGGAACAUCAGGCGUCCGUGGAACGCGUCGGAACACUCGAGGAAACCGCACAAGCGCAACGCCGUGAAACGGAAGCACUUGCGAAGACAAUCGACGAGUUGCGGACAAGUGAAGGCCAACUCCGGACGGAACUCGAGCGUACGAUGCGGGACAAAUCGGAGUUGGAGACGUUGCUCGAUACGGCGGCUGCCCUCGCCCGGCAGCACAUGAACCGGGAGCAGUUGGCCCUCUCGAAGGUACAGGAAGCCCUACAGCUCGCGGACAGUGCCAUCGCGGAGAAGGACAGCAUCGUGCGGCGGGAACAGGACGCACGCGAAGAGUGCGACUUUUUGGCCACCACCAUUGGGCAGGUGAUGGAAGAAGCCGCACGUAAGGUGGAGCACGAGAUCGGCGGGCUGCGGGGUGGGUACGAACGAAGGAUCACGGAUCUCGAGCGUGUCCUUGAGCAAACCCGAACCGCUCUUGAGAUGCAAGCGGCACGCACCGGGCAAGCGGAGUCACGAGCCCGUACGGUGGAGGAAAAGUUUCGAACGCUGCUCAAAACGAACCAAAACCUCGACACGGACCUGCGGGCGGCUUCCAAGAUGAUUAUCGAAAUGGAGCUCAAGAUGGAAGCACUUCAGCAAACGAUGGCCAAGGAAAAGGAAACCAAUAGGGCGUGCAGUGCCCGCGAGGAGGACCUGCAGCGUUUGCUAGCCAACAACGAGCAGCUGAAGGAGCGCUGGAAACGCGAGAUGCUCGCGGUGACCGACGAGUUGCGGCGCAAGAUCGAAACGAUGCAGCGAGAAAAUUGCAAGCUGUCGGCGGAAAACAAUCAAUUAAAGGAUCAGCUAUUAAUGGCGCCGUCUCCGGUCGUCGCUGGCGUGGAAAUGGCAUCCGAUGGAGGCGCCCAGUCGGAUGCUGCUGACCUGGCUGCGUGA
Molecule: messenger RNA, 1431 nt
Organism: Anopheles nili
Lineage: Eukaryota; Metazoa; Arthropoda; Insecta; Diptera; Culicidae
Product: sodium channel and clathrin linker 1-like
Exons: 5
Coding region: 1-1431 (476 amino acids)
Source: RefSeq, a predicted model, not a curated record